AUGCUCUCCAUGGAGGAGCUCUUCUCCGUGGCGUUGUCUAAGCGUGCCCUGGUUCUGGAGCCCGAGCUUGCGAGAUCGCUCGGCGUUGCAACUUCUACAUCUAUUGGGCGUUCUGAGGCUUCUGACGCGGUGACAGGUGCCGCUCCUCGUGGUUCUAGCUACCGUGAUUCCCUCAUCGGUCGCAUGAUAUGCUGCGCUCUUCUGCAGAAGGCCGUUCGUCGGAGGCCGGCACCGAGCUCUGGAUUCAUACUCAAGCUCUUUGACGCGUUGAAUGGUGCCCCCUUCGACGUGAGUAUGGCGUUGGAAUCCCUUCAUCUGCGUGCCGAUGGUCUGGGUGAUGCGGACAGCGUCCCCAGUUCCGGCGUGGUCCGCACAUUGGCGAGCGUUGCGAAAGUAGGGGCUACUGGUUCUGAAGAUGAUGCACUGAGUAAGAUCGCAACAAGCCUUGGUCUGACGGAAGAUGAGUGUGCUGCGCUGAGCCACGGUCAGACCGAGUUGUUUGCAACGGUGUCCGUGCUCGGUCUGGUGUUGAGCUCUCUUUCCAAGUUCUCUGACUGCGCCGUCGGAUUGGCUUGCGAGGCUCUGCGUAUACCCACGCAGUGCCUAUCGAGCGCGGAGAUCCAGAAGCUCCCGCACUGCGUCGGAGUGGCACGGAACCUGAUAUGGUUGACGGAGGACAGCAAGUUGAUCCCCUCGUCGGCAACAUCGGGAGACACCAGUCUGGAGCUCAUUCUUCCCAGCUACAUGCUCGCAAACGGCGAGUUGGGGCACCUUUCGAAGACCGUAAUCAAGAUAACUUCCGAGAUGUUUGCCGCCAUUUGCGGUGGCAUGAACAACCCAGCAUCGCAAAAGGUCGCCGAACACGCAUGGAUAUUUGCCUUACAGUCGCAUGUGGCCAAUUUGUGCCGCUGCCUCACGUCGGUUGGCACGUGCUACAUGUCCCUCUUGCGGGGGCUGACCAACCACUUCAAGGUGAUAUUAUCUGAGAUCCAGAACUCCGAUGAGGCAUCGGGAGCCGGGAAUUCUUCAGUGCCAGAGGAGGCGAAGACUAGUGUAUCGGAAUAUGAGAACCUGUUACAGAGUUUCGAGACAUCGUUGGCUGGCUUCGAGACCCAAUCUGCCAGCAUCGAGAAGUUGGACAAACUCGCUGGAUUAUGCGGAGACAUGUCUGUCGCCUGUGUGUCUCUUUCUACGAGCAUUCUGUCAUUGCAGCAGCGCCCCAAGGGCAAGGUCGCCGAGGCAGCCAAAGCCGGAUCUGACGCGGGCGAACGCAAACUGUUGCUAGGACAUGGCAACUUGGGUGUAGAUGCGUAUUUGCGUGAACUUUUGGGCGACGAUAAUGUCAGCGGCAUGAAGUCGUACCAGGUCUUGUGCAACUCGCUCGCGGGGCCGCGGCUCCUCCACCAAUUAGCACGUGUGGAGACGCUGCUCAUCCCUCGCAAUCAGAAGGUGCGCAAGUUGAAGGUGCCCAAGGGAACAAUCGACACUUUACCGGAGGAGAUGCUGGUGCGCACCAUUGUACUGGACGCUGUGCGCUCAAUAUUCAAGCAGCAUGGUGCGUGCGAGAUUGACACCCCGGUAUUCGAGCUUCGCGAGACCCUAAUGGGGAAAUACGGAGAAGAUCAGAAGCUAAUCUUCGAUCUGAAAGAUAGUGGCGGUGAGCAGUUGUCAUUGAGGUACGACCUAACGGUCCCGUUCGCUCGCUUCCUGGCGUCGAACAAGAUCGACAAGAUGAAGCGCUAUCAGAUCGGCAAAGUGUACCGCCGUGAUGAGCCCCAGAUCAACAGAGGCCGCUUCCGUGAGUUCGUGCAGUGCGAUCUAGACUACGCGGGCGCCCACCCCCCGAUGGCGGCCGACGCCGAGGUGAUCUUUAUACUCAUACGCAUACUGCGCAUGCUUCGCCCUGAGGGGUUCCACAUCAAAAUAGGGCACCGCGUGAUUUUGGACGCAAUUAUGAGCCAUUGCGGCGUGCCGUCGGAGAUGCAUCGCACGAUAUGCAGCUCAAUCGACAAGCUCGACAAGGAGCCAUGGUCGGACGUGCGAGAUGAGAUGAUGUGCGAGAAGGGCCUGCCUGAGAGCGUCGUAAACGCGCUUCAGGACCUCGUUGAGACCAAAGGGCCUAUGCCCGAUGUGGUCGCCUUCCUGCGCGGAAAAAACAUUCCCGGAACCGCGUUAGCGCUGGACGAGAUGGUGCUGUUGAACGACUACCUAUCGGCGUACGGCGUCACAGCAGACGAGCUCUCCUUCGAUCUCAGCCUCGCUAGAGGGUUGGACUACUACACUGGUGUCAUUUUCGAAGCUGUGCUCACUGGUGCCUCCGUCGGCUCCGUCGGCGCGGGCGGCCGGUACGACGGUCUGAUCGGUGUACUCUCCGGAAGGAGCGUUCCAUCUGUCGGCAUGUCGGUAGGCAUCGAACGCCUGAUGAAGGCGGUUGACCACUGCGACCUUACAAGUGACAUCACCGACGUGUUCGUGUGUACCAUCGGCGACGAGUCCAUGGCACUGGAGCGGCUGCGCCUGUGCUCCCUUCUUUGGGACGGAGGUAUAACCGCAGAAUUCCAUUACAAUGCGCGCGCCAAUUUACGUAAGCAAUUCGACGCGGCCACCGCCAAAAGGGCACAGCUAGCCGUGGUAGUCGGCAUGUCAGAGGUUGCCGCCGGCACCGUCAGAAUUAAACCGUUGAGUUAUACCCAAGAUGACAGUACCGAUGAGCAGGGCUCGGAAAAGGUUGAGGAAAUUGUCGUUUCUAGGGCCAAAAUGGUACACACCGUCAGGCGCAUCCUAAGUGAGGAAAAUAGUGUGCAGCUCGUAAAAAUGAAGAUCGGCAGAAUGCGGCUCGUUUCGCUAGUCGCGCUGCUCGGCGUUGUACUAUCGAGCACCGCAUUCCUACCGUGUGACGCCUUCCUGUGGUUUUUCGGCCGAAACAAAGGUAGUGGGAAGGUCAGCAUGUUCUUUCACGCGAUUCCGUACAUCUUCCGUAAGUCCGGAUGCGUGCCCUGGGUCAACAAGGCCACCAACGACGACAUCCUGUCAAACAAGUUCAUCUACAUUGACUUGUUCAGCCGCAAGCAUCAUGACGCCAUUGAAGCCACUCCUCAAGAUGAUGACACCGUGAACAAGCGUACCAACAUUCUACUAUACCAGGUGAACACGGAGCUGCUUCCGCACACCUACGACAAUCCCACGCUCGGGGAUGUCAUGUACUACAGCCAGCUGCUCCAGGAGUACGGUGAGUACGACAGGCGUACGAUUUUGACCUACAAGGAUGACCUCAAGCGUCUCUGUGUUCUGAUCGAGUCUUACGACGUCACUGGCGAGCGUGUUUCUAUGCGCUUGUUCCGCGCCAGGAGGAAGGUCUGGUGGUUGAAGCAGGUUGCUAGCGAAGGAAAUGUUCUCUCGGACACCUGGGCGACCGUUAUGAGUACCCUCGGCUGGUCCGCCCCUAAGCCGGUAGUCAAGCAGACGCUCAACAUCAAGGAGUCCAACUGUCCACUGGGUAUGGUCAACCACAAGGCACCAUCGUACGACAUCAUUUACAACCGCAACGCUGGCUCUGGAACCGAGAACAUCGGCGACGUUAUAUUCCGUACGAUGCCAAUGACCCUCAUGCCUGGAAGCACCGACCUCUACAUCUGGCGUUUCUGCGAGACGGGGAAACACGAAAACAUCAAAUAUGUGGUGAUUGCCGAGAUUUUCCCCACCCACUCCAGCCACACGUACUACAGAUGUUUGUCCGUUGCUGAAUCGCAGUACGAGGUGGUCGACUCCUUUGCCUUGGUGACCGGUGCCCCUGAGAAGCUGGAGUCUGCGAACCCUUUCCCCAACUACACCAAGGAACUUGCUCAGCUGUCGUACAACUUCGGCGCUACCCGUGACCAUCGCUUUGAGCAAGACCUAGUUGUGCUCGCCUACCCGGGAUCGAAGCACUACUUGAUCCGCCCCCUGUCGAGGAGCAAUCUGAAGGUCAUCAUGAAGAUGGAGGUGCACGGUAGCCACAACGGGUUUGACCUGGGAAUCGAGGAUGCUGACGGAUACACAUACGUGGCUUGCACUGAAAUUGACAAGAAGUUCCAGCGUAGGAUCAGUUUGGCCUCGGUCAACGGUACAAAGUUGGCCCUGAUUUCCGCGCGUGUGUCACUGGAAAAGGCGGUGGACCCCAACAUGCCCCUCUGUGACCAGCACACGUACUCUUUGCUGAGGCACGGCCUCCCGAUCCAAUAUCUGGGCUUGGCAUACAACGAAAGGAUUAGCUCUUCUAAGUUCGUUGACCUGGACUUCAUGGACUACAACGAAUCUGAUGUGCUUGCCGGGCAGGUUGGCCACGGGAUGAUUCUCUACACCCCAUCUUUGGGAGGAUGCUUGGGAUUCAAAAACCUCGUGAUUGGCAAGGAGCAAUCAAUGACCUUAAAGACGUCGAUCAACACCCAGGUGCUGGUCGCUGAGAAUGGCAAGAAGACUGUGAUUGCUUUGGUGCAGGAUGGUGUGAAGGAGAUGCAACUCUAUGAGACCAACGGAAACAGUGCCACGCUGGUGGAUGCGAACAAAAAGUUUAAGUUGCUGAAGGAGUACGAUCUGGCGGAAUUUGAUCGCAUUACGAAGGAUGGAGUCACCCCGGUGCAGAGUUUAAUUACGCUGAACCUGAAUGACCCCAUGAUCAAUGGUGAUGUCGAGCUCUUCAUGGUGUCCAAUAACGUCGUUGUGUACACUCCACAAAAUGCUGAAAGUCGCAUUUUGGUCUUCGUUUGGGGCCGUGAGCAGCUCAUGUUUGAGGAGACGAGCAACCCGAUAUUCACUGUCAUCUCGGGCAAGGGGGAGAAGUACUUGUUGGUCGACGACUUCGUCGCCCAGAGCAACCGCAUUGACAGGUACCUGUACGCCAUGGAGGAGACUCCGUUAUACAGCAGGUUGAGGCUGCUCGCCAAGACGCACUGCGCGACCUCUGCUGGCAUUAACGAUAUUCGCAAUGCCCUUGAAAACACGUGGUACACUCUGAUCCCUGAGAAGCUUCCGGUUCUUGCUGACUUCCACGACCCUCGUAUUGGAAACGCUACCUUCACAUACCACAACAUGUCGACACUGUUCUUGCACCACGACCAUGAGUUCAGCCUCGGUGUCAUGAAGGUGGGUCAGGCUGCGGCGGAAACUGAAGCUGGGCACCGGUGGCGCCAGGUCUUCCGUAACACGGUGGGCGAUGGCAACAUCUAUUCUAUUUACACCAUGACACCCAAGGGUAUCAGGUGCGAUAGGAUUGGAGCUGACAACAAGAUGACCACCGAAACAAUGAUGACCUACCGUCGUCGGCUCUAUCCCACUCUGAGCAAGGAUUCUGUCGUAUGUAUGCUGGAGAACCUCGCGUUGAGUGACGUGAAAUCGGUGGUGUCUAAGAUAGGCACCGUUAAGGUCACGGUUGUGAAGCCCAGUGACUCAAGCAAAGCGUUCAACCCUCUCGUUUUCGGCCACCAUGAGAUCCAGUUUGUGUCACCCUACAAGUGUGUCAAGGUUACCAUUUCCGAACAGCCGGAUGGUCUGCGGGAAAUCAGCGCCGACUUGAGCCAUUCUGACGGAGGAUCGUCGAUGAUCAACUUCCGGGAGAAGAACCCCGGUUCCGGCUUUUUCCGUUUCGUCAGAGAUGACGAGGAAGCCAGAGUAGCAGAAGGCCGCUUCGUGGAUGUUAAUGAAAUGUUCGCUAACUACGCCCACCAUUUCGAAAACCUGGGCGUUGUGGACUUCAACAACGGCAUUUUCCCCCACUACGUGCGCUAUUUGACCCUGGCUGAAAACAAGGUGUACCUGACGGGUAACGUCAUGCACACCGGUUUGCGCAUCGUGUUCGGAACUCACACCGUGAAUGUGGACCCGUCGUCCAACCACUUCCACCUCUGGGUUACCUACCCAGGCCAGAAGACGGAAACGGCGACACUACACGUGCACUACACCGCCGAAGAGAAGCCCGUAUCUGCAUUCUACACAGUGGAGAACUCCGCCGACGCGAAGAUGCUCAGGCGCCCCCGCGAAUUUAACUGCAACUGGGGACCUCUGAGCAACCUGGAGCUCAGCACAGUGAACAACAUUCUCACCCGCCACACGCAGCUGCGUGGCGAGCUGGCGACGGUGAACUUGGAUUUGGGUGUCGGCGUCAAAUCCCCGGUUAUUAUCAAGAUGAAUCGCGACCCGAGCACCACUGUCUACACCACUCUGGCAUCUUCGGGAUGCGUCAUUGACCACGUCAUGUACAAGGGCGCAAUCAUCCGUGGAGUGCCGAAGCAGAUUGUGAAGCACGUGUACCACUCCGUGGGACCAAAAGAUGAGAUCGUGCUCAUUGUUGUGCGCACCAUUGCGGGCGUACGGGCGCAAGCAUAUCGGUUCACCAACGUGGGAUCCUUCGAGACGGUGGACCUGUCAAGAGUGGACGCUACGGACCACUCUAGCAUUCACUUCGUGAUGAACCAGCUAUCGUAG
This is a messenger RNA of Babesia ovata, 6459 nucleotides long. RefSeq names its product histidyl-tRNA synthetase. The coding region runs from base 1 to 6459 and encodes 2152 amino acids. Gene Ontology annotation, cellular component: mitochondrion. Gene Ontology annotation, molecular function: ATP binding; histidine-tRNA ligase activity. Lineage: Eukaryota; Apicomplexa; Aconoidasida; Piroplasmida; Babesiidae. Gene Ontology annotation, biological process: histidyl-tRNA aminoacylation; mitochondrial translation. The transcript has 5 exons. The record is from RefSeq and is a predicted model, not a curated record.